Messenger RNA from Pogonomyrmex barbatus (red harvester ant), 4560 nucleotides. RefSeq names its product mediator complex subunit 23 (gene MED23). NCBI's taxonomy places the organism in Eukaryota, Metazoa, Arthropoda, Insecta, Hymenoptera, Formicidae. Gene Ontology annotation, biological process: regulation of transcription by RNA polymerase II; positive regulation of gene expression. Gene Ontology annotation, cellular component: mediator complex; transcription regulator complex. The record is from RefSeq and is a predicted model, not a curated record.
AGUAUAUCAAAUAAUUAUUUUGCCGACAGUGGCUACGUAGUUCCAAAUCGUAUUGAAAUGAUUGAGACGCUGGCGGUAUUAGAAUUAUAGGUUAUGUGCUGAUAAAUAGAACAAUUUAUCAGUGUCUGUCAGUUGUUCUGAGAAAAGUAUGUAGGAAAACAGAAAAUUAUUUUAUAAUCGAUUCUUCCAGAGACGAACGAUAUAACAUGUAUUAAUUAGAAAUUUUCUUGAAUGUUAAGAAUAUUAUGUAGCUAGAAAGAUGAGCGGUGAAAGUCAGAUUACGAGUAUCGUAAAUGACAUUCUGAAAGUAGAAGCGAUAGAGGAAGCCUUCAGUUGUGUUCUUGUUCAUAAUCCUAAAAAAGAAAGUGAAAAAGUAACGGCAUGGUAUCACGAGCUAAGAACAGCUGUGACUGGAUUGACGAAAGAGCAACAAGAAGCUGCAGUUCGACAAUUUCUAUCAAUGGCAGCAGCUAUGACAAAUCACAGACGGUUACAAUUGCUGCUGUCAUUACUGGAGAAAUUGGUUCAUUCAAAUUAUUUACCUGCUAGAUUAGUAUGCGAAUGUAUUCUGAGCUGCGACAAAUUGCAGUAUCAGUUGGAAGAUUUUUGGAUCGAGUGCUUUGUUCUCAUUCGACAUAUCAUUGGUGGAGUUGACUAUAAAGGAGUUAGAGAUAUUAUGAAAGGAUGCAAAGAAAAGGCUCAAACCAUACCAGCUCGAUUAGAUGCAUCAGUACAACCACAACUAAAAGCUUUGGAAAAUGUUAUCGAAUAUAUUUUCGAUAGAAAUGCAUGCUUAUUGCCAGGUUAUUUCAUUGUCAACCAAAUACAAAAGACUUAUCCCGACAGCAAGAAUUGGCCUCAUUGGAAAUUGGCAAAGCUGCUUUCAAAUUUUGUUGAAAGUUUUCGAAAUACCGCGCAAAUGGUAUCUAUAGUAGGACAUUCAAAGAUGCUACCAGUAGUUGAACAUACAGGAUAUGCAGAUCAUUUGAUUAAUCCUUGGUUACUGGAUCCUAAUACAUUGAAAUUUUCAUUAAAAGGAAAUCUACCCUAUGAUCCGGAUUUACUUAAGCCUCAGACAGAAUUGCUCAGAUAUGUACUGGAGCAGCCAUAUAGCAGAGACAUGGUCUGUUCAAUGCUUGGCUUGCAGAAACAGCACAAACAACGAUGCAUUGUCUUGGAAGAACAGUUGGUGGAAUUGGUUAUUCUCGCGAUGGAGCGAUCUGAGAAUGAAUCUUUGCCAGCGGAAGGCAUGGAUGGAACAGUGGCCAAUCAUUGGGUGUGGUUGCAUCUGUCUUCGCAACUUAUUUAUUUUAUUCUCUUUCAAUUCGCCUGUUUCCCGAGUAUCGUUAUGGCGAUACAUGAUAAAUUAGCCGGCAGAGAAUUGAGGAAGGGUAGAGAUCAUCUGAUGUGGGUUCUUUUACAAUUUAUCUCUGGCAGCAUUCAGCGGAAUCCGCUGUCGAAUUUCUUACCCGUAUUGAAAUUGUAUGAUCUCCUCUAUCCAGAGAAAGAACCUCUGCCUGUUCCGGAUUAUACUCAAGCACUAUGCACACAUCAGAUGGCGAUAACGUGCAUAUGGAUACAUCUACUUAAGAAAGCUCAGAACGAGCCCGGCACUAACAUUCACCGACCGAUACCGCAUACGCUAAAAGUGCAUCAUGAGUUUUUACAACAUCUAGUCAUGCCGAAUGCUUCUUUAUGUAUGGGUUCGGAUUAUCGCAUUGCGCUCUUAUGCAAUGCGUACUCGACGAACCAGGAGUACUUCAGCAGACCGAUGGCAGCGCUGGUGGAUACCAUCCUAGGUACGCAAAAGAAUCAGCAACAGCAACCUCUGCAGACUCUGCAGAACAAUGCGGCGCUAGCUAACGGCCCAACAACGCCGCUUUCAAUGUCCAUUCUAGAUUCUUUAACCGUACACUCUAAGAUGAGUCUUAUUCACAGCAUUGUCACGCACGUAAUCAAAUUGGCGCAGUCCAAGAGCAACAUGGCAUUGGCACCAGCACUAGUUGAAACUUAUAGCAGAUUACUUGUAUACACGGAGAUUGAGAGUCUCGGUAUCAAAGGAUUUAUCAGUCAAUUGUUGCCGACGGUAUUUAAGUCACAUGCCUGGGGAACGCUUUACACAUUGCUGGAGAUGUUCAGCUACAGAAUGCAUCAUAUCCAACCGCAUUACAGAGUGCAGCUACUGUCGCAUCUGCACAGUCUCGCGGCGGUGCCGCAAACCAAUCAAACCCAGCUUCAUUUGUGCGUCGAGAGCACUGCCCUGCGACUUAUCACUGGACUGGGCUCGGCAGAGGUACAGCCGCAAUUGUCUAGAUUUCUGUCGGAACCGAAAACUCUCGUGUCUGCGGAAUCGGAGGAACUUAACAGAGCGUUAGUGCUAACGUUGGCACGGUCCAUGCAUGUAACCGGCACCGGUGCCGAAAGUCUCAGCGGCACGUGGUGCAAGGAAUUAUUGAACACCAUCAUGCAAAACACACCGCAUUCCUGGGCCAAUCACACUCUCCAGUGCUUCCCGCCGGUGUUGAGCGAAUUCUUCCAGCAGAACAGCGUGGCGAAGGAAAACAAGCAGCAGAUCAAGAAAGCGGUUGAGGAAGAAUACAGGAAUUGGGCAUCUAUGAACAACGAGAAUGACAUCAUCGCGCAUUUCUCUGUACCCGGCACGCCGCCGUUGUUCCUGUGCCUUCUAUGGAAGAUGAUACUGGAGACCGAUCGCAUCAGCCCUAUCGCGUACAAAAUUCUCGAAAGAAUCGGUGCCCGAGCGCUGUCGGCACAUCUUAGGAAAUUUUGCGAUUAUCUAGUAUUUGAAUUCGCCAAUAGCGUUGGCGGUCAGCACGUUAAUAAAUGCGUGGACACCAUUAAUGAUAUGAUCUGGAAGUAUAAUAUAGUGACUAUCGACAGAUUGGUGCUUUGUCUGGCAUUGAGGACCCAAGAAGGCAACGAGGCUCAAGUAUGCUUUUUCAUCAUACAGUUGUUGCUACUUAAAGCAGCAGAGUUCAGAAAUCGUGUACAAGAAUUUGUCAAAGAGAACUCGCCGGAACAUUGGAAGCAAUCAAACUGGCACGAGAAACAUCUUGCGUUCCACAGGAAGUUCCCGGAGAAGUUUGCACCGGAGGGUAUCAUGGAGCAGACUAGCGGCGGGCCCAGUCAGUAUCAAAGCUUGCCCGUGUAUUUCGGGAACGUGUGCCUUCGCUUCUUACCGGUCUUCGACAUCGUAGUGCACCGCUAUCUGGAGAUACCGCCUGUUAUCAAGAGUUUAGAAAUACUAUUAGAACAUUUGGGUUGUUUGUACAAAUUUCAUGAUCGACCCGUCACGUAUCUUUACAAUACUCUACAUUACUAUGAAAAGAAAUUGCGAGAUCGGCCGUUGUUGAAACGUCGAUUGGUAUCCGCCGUCUUGGGAUCAUUACGAGAAAUCAGAGCGCCAGGAUGGGCACUUUCCGAGGCUUAUCAAAUAUAUAUGACACGUUUCAAUGACGAUGCAAUUUCGUGGGUACCGGAAUUGGAGUAUUAUAUACGCCUUGUGCAAAGAAUUGUAGAAACAAUGUCUGGUACGGCUCACUUUCCUGCUACCGAUUGGAGAUUCAACGAAUUCCCAAAUCCAGCGGCGCACGCAUUAUAUGUGACCUGCGUUGAGCUUAUGGCUCUUCCAGUCGCUCCAGAUGUAGUAGCUAAUUUUUUAUUGGACGUUGUCGCUAAAGGGUACACUGUUGUGCCAUCAGAUGACAUACAUUUGUGGAUAAAUUGCGUUGGUUUACUACUGGCAGCAUUACCAGAAUGUUAUUGGUCAGCGUUGCAUAAACGUUUACUAGAAACUAUCAGCAGCCCUGGCCUAAUCAAUUGGCAAUAUAAUAACCUGACACCAUUCCAAAUGUUUAAUUUUAAUAUUACACAUAAUAGCCUGUUAGAAAACAAAUAUAGUUACAUGCUUGCAUUGGCACAUUCAGUGUGGCACCAUGCGGGUGUAGGGCAGAUUACAACAAUGCCUCAAUUUAUCAAAGAAAAACUUCAGCCGGUGAUAACCAGCGAAGAACAACUAAUAUAUGCUUGCCAUUUGAUCGGUCCCACAUUGGCGAGAUUUAAUGCAGAGCGGCCGCAUUGCGUAGUUGAACUUGCAGUCUGUCUGUAUGAGAUGCUGGAACGAGUUGAUCACGCUCAAACAACUUUGAAUUAUAUGGAUCCAAUUUGCGAUUUAUUAUAUCACAUCAAGUACAUGUUCGUCGGCGACAUGAUGAAAAAUGAGGUAGAAUGCAUCAUACGAAGGUUAAGACCCGCGUUGCAAAUGAGGCUGCGUUUCAUCGCUCACAUAAACAUUGAAGAAAUCCAUACGUCUUAAAAAAAAAGAUUACUCUUACCAUCGUAAGGACUAAAAUCUAUAAUUAAUUUUCUCAGAAUGAAUGGAUGUCAAUCGUUUUAGAGAUAUAAGAAUUAAUUUAAAUAAACAAAUUUUAAUAAGUAAGAAGUAUAUUUACACGAUUUUUUACUCUGUAAAAAAUUAUAUCUCUUAUAUUUUGAUACGCGAUGCGUAUCCGGAUGUAAAUAAAGUUUUAAUAUUUGACAAUC